AUGAUAGGUAUGGUGGAUGCAACGCAGUGUCGUAUCUCGCAAUUACGUGACAAGGAGUUACGCCUGUCGGAACGUUUAAGGUGGAUUCUCGUCGCCUAUAAUGCCAGCGCAAACUCACUUGGUAUAUUUGCGCCGGUACUGACUCUGGUCUUAUAUGCGCUGUCAUCUGGAACCGGAGAACUGCACGCCAACGAUGUAUUCACGUCGAUCGCUCUUCUUUCCAUGGUCACGCAUCCGGCCAACAUGGUCAUGACAUUAGUCCCACGUGCUGUGGGUAUAAUCGCAAACUUUUCACGCAUCGAAGCGUAUCUUAGUCGGUCAUCAGUUUUAGGUCCCCGACAUAUUGAUGCCAAAAAGGGCCAACAUUUGGUAUCAAUGGAUCACGUCUCCAUUAGACUUCCAUCAGAGACGAAUCCACCAAUACUUCGAGAAGUCUCCUUUAGGCUUUCUAGAGGAGAGCUAGUCGUCUGUACUGGAGCUGUUGGCAGUGGAAAAACAACGCUAGUCAUGGCCCUGCUUGGAGAAUUACCCUUAACCGGGUCAAUUAGUCUUGCAUCAAAGAAGAUCGCAUACUGUGCCCAGGCUCCUUGGCUACCCAGCGUUACUAUUCGAGAUGCAAUAAUUAGUGACUCUGAUUUUGACCAAGAGUGGUACAAGCUUGUCCUGGACGCGUGCUGCUUGAGUCCUGACUUGGAGAGCCUUCGCAACGGUGACUCGACGUUUAUCGAGAAUAACGGGAUGAACCUAUCCGGUGGACAGCGUCAGCGCGUAGCUCUUGCACGCGCGGUAUACUCGAGAUAUGAUGUGGUAAUCCUUGAUGACCCGCUCAGUGCCCUGGACAAAAAUGUCGCAGAGCAGAUUUCUGAUAGGCUACUGGGCCCCAGGGGGCUGUUCAAGAAAAUGAACGCAGGUGUUCUGCUCAUUAGCAACACCCCGAAGCUCUUCCCCAUGGCAGAUAGACUACUGGUUCUUCAAGGCUCGGAGGCACGCCUCCAUGAUCCUAGCACCGUUCAUCAGGGAAAAAUUACGGGUAGCCUUGUUCCCUCCGCUGCAAGCUAUCAGACUACCCAUCCCUCAGAUCUGUAUGACAGAAAGGCGCCUGGUCAAAACCAGCGAAUCGAUAACGCUGCCGAAGACUUAUCACGGAAUGCUGGCGAUAUUGCUCUCUAUGGGUACUACUUCAAUGCUGUUGGUUACCAAAAUGCCUUUCUGAUGACAGUCUGCACCGCCACAUAUUCAUUCUGCUUGACCUUCUCACAAUAUGUCCUAAGAUGGGCAACAGAGACUUCGUCUGGGGAGCUUAAUGGAUAUAUGGGGCUCUAUGCCGGGAUAUCAUUCAUUGCGUGGGCAGCAACCAGUGGAACGAUGUGGUUCUCGCAGAUGAAGGUUGCGAUUCGCUCGGGGAGAGUGUUACAUUCUCAGCUGCUUGAGCGGGUACUUGGAGCCCCAUUGUCCUAUUUUGCAAAAACACAGAUCGGCACCACUUUAAACAGGUUCUCCCAAGACAUAGCGUUAGUGGAUAAGCAACUACCCUCCGCUCUCGCCAAUCUAAGCACCCAAAUCUUCAAGCUACUAAUGCAGGUAGCCUUGAUUGUGUAUGUACAGCCGGUGAUGCUUGCCACGAUACCACCAUGUUACAUACUGGUCUACCUCAUCCAGAAAGUCUAUCUUCGCAACUCUCGUCAGUUGCGCUUUCUGGACCUGGAGGCAAGGUCUCGACUGAACACCAAUUUCCUAGAUACAACCAGUGGUGUUACCACGAUCCGUGCUUUCGGUUGGCAGGACAAAUUCGCCACCGCAAAUAUCCAGGCACUGGACAUGUCACAAAAGCCAUACUACCUGCUUCUCUGCUUGCAGUGCUGGCUUAAAAUUGCGCUGGACUGUUUAAUGGCGAUCAUUGCCAUAGGUCUGAUAACACUCACGGUCAUGUACCGGAACUUCACGGGGGCUGAUGUCGGAAUGGCCUUAAAUAUGAUGAUCGGGGCCAACACUACGCUAUUACGAUUAGUCCAGAACUGGACUUCUUUGGAGACCUCCCUUGGCGCCGUUGCCCGACUCAAGGAUGUGCAGGAAUGUGUAUCGAACGAUGAUGCUGCUAAAGGUGCUCUAGAGCCAGGUACACGAUGGCCUUCGACAGGAGACCUACGUACCGAGAAUAUCACGGUUUCAUACUCCGAGGAAUCAGAGCCCGCUCUGCGCAAUGUAUCAUUUCGAGUCAAUCCGGGACAGAAACUCAUUGUCAUGGGUCGGACGGGAAGUGGAAAAAGCACACUGAUGCUCUCCUUACUUCGACUCCUCGAGACCAAACACGGAUCCAUUAGCAUUGACGACAUCAACAUCGCACACGUGCCUUUACAGAUCCUUCGACAACGCGGCAUGAUCGCGGUGCCACAAGACGGCUUUAACAUUCCUACAGCAACUAUCCGCUUUAAUCUGGACCCGUAUAAUAAAUGCACAAGUGAUGAGAUUGUACAAGCACUGAGGAGAACUCGCCUUUGGGACAAGAUUACUGCCGCCUCUACAGAUGUUGACACUAUACUGAAUCUUCCCAUGUCGGCAAUACUCCCCUUGUCCGCCGGUCAGAUGCAGCUCUUCGCACUUUGUCGGAUGCUGCUCCGUGUGAAGGCGACUGCGCCGACGAAACCGAUUAUUAUUCUCGAUGAAGCUAGUUCGUCUCUGGAUCGUGAGACGGAGGCCAUUGUGGGAGAUAUUCUGCGUGAAGAACUUGAGUAUCAUACGGUUAUCAUGAUUGCUCAUCGGACUGAGGGGAUCAUGAAUACUCUGAGGCCAGGUGUAGAUGCCCUUGCUACGAUGAAGGAUGGAAAGCUACGGGUAUCUGUUAUUGGCACGUCUAUGGAUUGGGUUGAAGAGAACUAG
Molecule: messenger RNA, 2877 nt
Organism: Aspergillus luchuensis
Lineage: Eukaryota; Fungi; Ascomycota; Eurotiomycetes; Eurotiales; Aspergillaceae
Exons: 10
Coding region: 1-2877 (958 amino acids)
Biological process (GO): transmembrane transport
Cellular component (GO): membrane
Molecular function (GO): ATP binding; ATP hydrolysis activity; ABC-type transporter activity
Source: RefSeq, a predicted model, not a curated record